GGCUGCGGGCCGCCGGGCCGGGGCUGGGGUCGGGCACGGGCGCCGGCCGGGCUUGCGCAGCGCUCGGCUCCGCGUCGCUCGGGGCCGGCGGGGCGAGGGCGCGGCCCCCGGCGGGCCGAGGGCACCGGGUGGGCGGCCGAGGGCUCGGAGGCCGGCCCAUGGACCGGCGGCUCCCGACGCCUCAGACUCUGCGCCGUGGGGACGAAGCCCAAGAUGUCGGCCUAGGCCGGGGCGCGGCGACGCGGACGGGGCGGCGACCAGGCGCGGACGGGGCUCGUGGCCGCCGCCGGGCCGCCCGAGGCUCGCGCUGACGGACUGACCGAGCGCGCGGCGAGAGGCCGGCGCGCCGAGAGCGGGCCGCGCGGCACCAUGUCGGCCAAGGUGCGCCUCAAGAAGCUGGAGCAGCUGCUCCUGGACGGGCCGUGGCGCAACGAGAGCGCCCUGAGCGUGGAGACGCUGCUCGACGUGCUAGUGUGCCUCUACACCGAGUGCAGCCACUCGGCCCUGCGCCGCGACAAGUACGUGGCCGAGUUCCUCGAGUGGGCUAAGCCGUUCACACAGCUGCUGAAGGAGAUGCAGCUCCAUCGAGACGACUUCGAGAUCAUUAAAGUGAUCGGAAGAGGCGCCUUCGGAGAGGUCGCCGUUGUCAAGAUGAAGAGCACCGAACGGAUUUACGCCAUGAAGAUCCUCAACAAGUGGGAGAUGCUGAAGAGGGCCGAGACGGCUUGCUUCCGGGAAGAGCGUGACGUGCUGGUGAACGGUGACUGCCAGUGGAUCACCACGCUGCACUACGCCUUUCAGGACGAGAACUACCUGUACCUGGUCAUGGACUACUACGUGGGGGGUGACCUGCUGACCCUGCUCAGCAAGUUCGAAGAUAAGCUUCCGGAAGACAUGGCGAGGUUCUACAUUGGCGAGAUGGUCCUGGCCAUCAGCUCCAUCCACCAGCUGCACUACGUGCACAGAGACAUCAAGCCCGACAACGUCCUUCUGGACGUGAACGGUCACAUUCGUCUGGCUGACUUCGGGUCGUGUCUCAAGAUGGACGAUGAUGGAACCGUUCAGUCCUCGGUGGCCGUGGGCACGCCUGACUACAUCUCGCCAGAGAUCCUGCAGGCCAUGGAGGACGGCAAGGGCACCUACGGGCCCGAGUGUGACUGGUGGUCCCUGGGCGUCUGCAUGUACGAGAUGCUUUAUGGAGAAACUCCGUUUUAUGCUGAGUCCCUUGUGGAGACGUACGGGAAGAUCAUGAACCAUGAAGAGCGGUUUCAGUUCCCACCCCACGUCACGGACGUCUCUGAGGAGGCCAAGGACCUCAUCCGGAGGCUGAUCUGCAGCCGGGAGCGCCGGCUCGGGCAGAACGGGAUCGAGGACUUCAAGAAGCACGCGUUCUUUGAGGGCCUGGACUGGGAGAACAUUCGGAGCCUGGAAGCCCCGUACAUCCCGGACGUGAGCAGCCCUUCCGACACCUCCAAUUUCGACGUAGACGAUGACAUGCUGAGAAACACUGAAGUACUACCUCCUGGUUCUCACACAGGCUUCUCUGGAUUGCAUUUGCCGUUCAUUGGUUUUACCUUCACAACAGAAAGCUGCUUCUCUGACCGGGGCUCCCUGAAGAGCAUCAUGCAGACGCACACGCUAACCGCGGAUGAGGACGUGCAGCGGGACCUGGAGAACAGCCUGCAGGUCGAGGCCUAUGAGAGGAGGAUCCGCAGACUGGCACAGGAGAAGCUGGAGCUGAGCCGGAAGCUGCAAGAGUCCACGCAGACCGUGCAGUCUCUUCAUGGCUCCACUCGGGCCCUGAGCAGCUCCAGCCGCGACAAAGAGAUCAAAAAACUCAAUGAAGAAAUUGAACGGCUGAGGAGUAAGGUAGCAGAUUCGAGCAGGCUCGAGCGCCGGCUGGAGGACACGACCGUGCUCCGCCAGGAGCAGGAGGACUGCGCGCAGCGGCUGAGGGGCUUGGAGAAGCAGUGUCGCCUGGCACAGCAGGAGAAGGACGACUUGCACAAGCAAUUGGCAGAAGCGUCUGAGCGGUUGAAAUCCCAGGCCAAGGAGCUCAAAGACCUGCACCAGCAGCGCAAGCUGACGCUGCAGGAGUUCUCGGAGCUCAACGAGCGCAUGGCUGAGCUGCGCUCCCAGAGGCAGAAGGUGGCGCGGCAGCUGCGGGACAAGGAGGAGGAGAUGGAGGCAGCCUUGCAGAAGAUGGACACGCUGCGGCAGGAGAGCCGUAGGUCUGAGAAACUCCGCAAAGAGUUGGAAGCGCAGCUUGAAGACGCUGUGGCUGAGGCCUCCAAGGAGCGCAAGCUGCGUGAGCACAGCGACAGCCUCUGCAGGCAGCUGGAGAGGGAGCUGGAGGCGCUCAAGGUGAAGCAGGGGAGCCGGGGCCCAGCCACUGUCUUGGAGCAUCAGCAGGAGAUGUCCAAAAUCAAGUCUGAGCUGGAGAAGAAAGUCUUGUUCUAUGAAGAGGAGCUGGUGCGUCGCGAAGCCUCCCAUGUGCUGGAAGUGAAAAACGUGAAAAAGGAGGUGCACGACUCGGAGAGCCACCAGCUCGCCUUGCAGAAGGAGAUCCUGGUGCUCAAGGACAAGCUGGAGAAGAGCAGGCGCGAGCGGCGAAAUGAGAUGGAGGAAGCAGUGGGUACGAUCAAAGAUCAGUACGAGCGGGAAAGAGCUAUGCUGCUUGAUGAAAACAAGAAAUUAACUGCUGAGAAUGAAAAGCUUUGUUCCUUUGUGGACAAACUCACGGCUCAAAACAGACAGCUGGAGGGAGAGCUGCAGGAUCUGGCCUCCAAGAAGGAGUCGGCUGCACACUGGGAGGCCCAGAUUGCCGAGAUCAUUCAGUGGGUCAGCGACGAGAAGGACGCCCGUGGCUACCUACAGGCUCUGGCUUCGAAGAUGGCGGAAGAGCUGGAGAAUCUGAGGAGCUGCAGCCUCGGCUCCAGAACUCUGGACCCUCUGUGGAAGGUCCGGCGUAGCCAGAAGCUCGACAUGUCUGCGCGUCUGGAGCUGCAGUCGGCGCUCGAGGCCGAGCUGCGGGCCAAGCAACUGGUGCAGGACGAGCUGCGGGAGAGCAAGGACGCAAACCUGUCCUUGGAGAGUAAACUGAAGGACUCCGAAGCCAAAAACAGAGAACUACUGGAAGAAAUGGAGAAUCUGAAGAAAAAGAUGGAGAAGUUCAGAGCAGAUACAGGGCUCAAGCUUCCAGAGUUCCAGGAAGCCAUUUUCGAGUACUUCAACACCGCGCCGCUGGCCCACGACCUGACGUUCAGAACGAGUUCGGCCAGCGAGCAGGAAGCCCAGGCUGCCAAGCCGGAAGGGCCGCCCCAGACCUCGGUGGCCACAAGCGGAGAGCAGCAGGAGGACCUGGGUCGGCUGUCACAGAGGCCAUCCGCUGUGCCACUGCCCGCCACGCCAGCCCUUGCCCUGGCUGGACCAAAGCCCAAGGCUCAUCAGUUCAGUAUCAAGUCCUUCUCCAGCCCCACACAGUGCAGCCACUGCACCUCCCUGAUGGUUGGGCUCAUCCGACAGGGCUAUGCCUGCGACGUGUGCUCCUUUGCCUGCCACAUUGCCUGCAGAGACAGCGCCCCCCAGGUGUGCCCCAUCCCCCCUGAGCAAUCCAAGAGGCCCCUGGGUGUAGACGUGCAACGGGGUAUAGGAACGGCCUACAAGGGCUACGUCAAGGUUCCCAAGCCCAGUGGAGUCAAGAAGGGGUGGCAGCGGGCGUAUGCAGUGGUCUGUGACUGCAAGCUCUUCCUGUAUGACCUGCCAGAGGGAAAGUCUGCACAGCCCGGCGUCAUGGCCAGCCACGUCCUGGACCUCAGGGACGAAGAGUUUUCUGUGAGCUCAGUCCUGGCCUCGGACGUCAUCCACGCCACGCGCCGCGACAUCCCGUGUAUAUUCAGGGUGACAGCCUCUCUACUAGGUACUCCUUCCAAGACCAACUCACUGCUCAUCCUGACGGAGAAUGAGAACGAGAAGAGGAAAUGGGUGGGCAUUCUGGAGGGGCUGCAGUCCAUCCUGCAUAAAAACCGACUGAGGAGCCAGGUGGUGCACGUGCCGCAGGAGGCCUACGACAGCUCGCUGCCGCUCCUCAAGACGGUCCUGGCGGCUGCUAUUGUGGACGGAGACCGGAUAGCAGUUGGCCUAGAAGAGGGGCUGUACGUCAUUGAGGUCAACCGAGACGUGAUUGUCCGCGCCGCUGACUGCAAGAAGGUGCACCAGAUCGAGCUGGCCGCCAAGGAGAAGAUUGUCAUCCUGCGCUGUGGCCGCAGCCACCAUGUGCACCUGUACCCGUGGGCCUCCCUGGAUGGGGCAGAGGGCAACUUCGACAUCAAGCUCCCGGAAACCAAAGGCUGCCAGCUGCUGGCCACGGCCACGCCGGGGAAGGACUCGGCCACCUGCCUGUUUGUGGCUGUGAAGCGGCUGGUCCUCUGCUAUGAGAUCCAGAGAACUAAGCCAUUCCACAGAAAGUUCAAUGAGCUUGCGGCCCCCGGACAUGUACAGUGGAUGGCCAUGUUCAAGGACAGGCUGUGUGUUGGCUACCCUUCUGGGUUCUCUCUGUUGAGCAUCCAGGGAGACGGGCAGUCUGUGAACUUGGUAAAUUCCAGUGACCCCUCGCUUGCGUUCCUCUCACAGCAGGCCUUUGAUGCCCUGUGCGCUGUGGAGCUCCAAAGUGAGGAGUACCUGCUUUGCUUCAGCCACGUGGGACUGUACGUGGACCCGCAGGGCCGGAGAGCGCGCGUGCAGGAGCUCAUGUGGCCUGCGGCUCCUGCUGCCUGCAGUUGUGGCCCUGCCCACGUCACGGUGUACAGCGAGUAUGGUGUGGAUGUCUUUGAUGUGCGCACCAUGGAGUGGGUGCAGACCAUCGGCCUGCGGCGGAUCAGACCACUCAACUCCGAAGGCUCCCUCAACUUAUUUGGCUGCGAGUUGCCACGCCUGAUCUACUUUCAGAACAAGUCCUCCGGCCCUGCCCUGCACGUGCCCGACACCUCCGACAACAGCAGGAAGCAGAUGCUGCGCACCCGGAGCAAGCGGCGCUUCGUCUUCAAGGUGCCGGAGGAGGAGCGGCUGCUGCAGCGGCGAGAGAUGCUCAGAGACCCGGAACUGAGGUCCAAAAUGAUCUCCAACCCGACCAACUUCAAUCAUGUGGCCCACAUGGGCCCAGGCGACGGCCGCCAGGUGCUCAUGGACCUGCCUCUGAGUGCUGUGCCCUCCAGCCAGGAGGAGCGGCCUGGCCCCACUUCCGCUGGCCUAGCCCGGCCUCCUGCACCCAGGAGCAAGCCCUACGUCUCGUGGCCCUCUUCAGGUGGGGCCGAGUCUGGAGCCACAGUGCCUCUGCACAGCAUGUCCGACCCCGACCAGGACUGCGACAGAGAGCCUGACUCGGAUUCCACCAAACACUCGACCCCAUCCAACAGCUCCAACCCCAGCGGCCCACCAAGCCCCAACUCGCCCCACCGGAGCCAGCUGCCCGUCGCCGGCCUGGAGCAGCCGGCCUGUGACGCCUGAGGUUGCGCGGG
This is a messenger RNA of Ochotona princeps (American pika), 5516 nucleotides long. RefSeq names its product CDC42 binding protein kinase beta (gene CDC42BPB). The record is from RefSeq and is a predicted model, not a curated record. The transcript has 37 exons. NCBI's taxonomy places the organism in Eukaryota, Metazoa, Chordata, Mammalia, Lagomorpha, Ochotonidae. Gene Ontology annotation, molecular function: protein serine/threonine kinase activity; ATP binding. Gene Ontology annotation, cellular component: actomyosin; cytoskeleton; cytoplasm. The coding region runs from base 370 to 5505 and encodes 1711 amino acids. Gene Ontology annotation, biological process: peptidyl-threonine phosphorylation; actomyosin structure organization.